AUGUCUGUUUCGUUGAGGGAUUUGGAUCCAGCUUUCCAAGGAGCUGGACAGAAGGCUGGAAUCGAGAUAUGGAGAAUUCAAAAUUUUAGUCCUGUUCUUGUUCCAAAGUCUUCACAUGGAAAAUUCUUCACUGGAGAUUCUUACAUCAUUCUAAAGACCACUGCCUUGAAAAAUGGUGCUCUCAAUCACGACAUUCACUAUUGGCUAGGGAAAGAUACCAGUCAGGAUGAAGCUGGUUCUGCAGCAAUUAAAACAGUCGAAUUAGACGCGGCACUCGGCAGCCGAGCUGUGCAAUAUCGUGAAGUACAAGGCCAUGAAUCCGAGAGGUUCCUUUCUUAUUUCAAGCCGUGCAUAAUACCUCAAGAAGGAGGAGUUGCCUCGGGAUUCAAACACGUGGAGCCUGAGGAGCAUCAAACUCGAUUGUACGAGUGUAAAGGAAAACAUGUUGUUAAUGUGAAAGAGGUGCCUUUUGCCCGAUCGUUGCUAAAUCAUGACGACGUAUUUAUUCUCGAUACGAAAUCGAAAAUCUUCCAAUUCAAUGGUUCGAACGCGUGUAUUCAAGAGAGGGCUAAAGCUCUGGAAGUUGUUCAGUACAUUAAAGAUACUUAUCAUGAUGGAAAAUGUGAUAUUGCCACUAUUGAUGAUGGAAAACUAAUGGCCGAUGCCGAUACUGGAGAAUUUUGGGGGUUCUUUGGUGGCUUUGCUCCACUUCCCAAGAAAACAAAUGCCGAUAAACCGAACGGCACGAAUAAUGAUGCUACCUCUAAGCUUUUCUGUAUCGAAAAGGGCGAGGCAGUACCUUUUGAAACUGAAUCUUGGACAAGAGAUUUAUUAGAAACGAAUAAAUGCUACAUUCUCGAUUCGGGUUUAGAUGUAUUUGUUUGGAUGGGGAGAGGUACUUCUGUUGAGGAAAGGAAAGCUGCAAGCAGAACAGUUGAUGAAUUACUGUGUAGCAUGAAUAGAACUAAUUCUCGUAUAAUCCGUAUGGUCGAGGGGUUUGAGAUCGUGACUUUCCGCACGUAUUUCGAGUCGUGGCCUAAAUCGGCCAAUGUGGCUGUGUCUACUGAUGGGAGAGGGAAAGUUGCAGCACUAUUGAAGCGUCAAGGACUUAAUGUGAAGGGUUUGAAGGAAGAACCUCCCAGAGAAGAACCUCAACCAUAUAUAGACUGCUCAGGCGAUUUACAGGUUUGGCGUGUAAAUGACCGAGAAAAAAUACUCCUUCAAGAUUCAGAUCAGAAUAAGUUUUACAGUGGAGAUUGCUAUAUUUUUCAAUAUUCAUAUUCUGGUGGAGAAAGAGAAGAAUAUCUUAUAGGGACAUGGUUCGGAAAGCAAAGUGUUGAGGAAGAUAGAGUGACAGCAAGUUCGCUAGCUAGCAAGAUGGUUGAAGCUCUGAAGUUUUUGCCCACUUGGGCUCGCAUUUACGAAGGACACGAACCAAUCCAGUUCUUCGCCGUUUUGCAGAGCUUCAUUGUCUUCAAGGGAGGUUUAAGUAAUGGGUACAAGAAUUACAUAGCUGAAAAGGAGCUUCCAGAUGAUACUUAUACAGAGGACGGGCUUGCAAUUUUCCGAAUUCAAGGGACCGGACCUGAAAAUAUGCAAGCAAUUCAAGUUGAACCUGUAGCCUCAUCCUUGAAUUCAUACUAUUGUUACAUACUACACAGUGGAUCUUCUGUCUUCAACUGGUCAGGAAAUCUUACAACAUCAGAAGAUCAAGAACUUGUCGAGAGGCAGCUCGAUGUAAUAAAGCCAAACAUGCAGUCGAAAUUUCAAAAAGAAGGCGCAGAAUGUGAGCAGUUUUGGGAUUUGUUAGGUGGAAAGACCGAGUACUCGAGCGAGAAAAUUUCGAGAGAGGCCGAAAGCGAUCCUCAUUUGUUCUCGUGCACUCUAUCCAAAGAGGUGUACAAUUACAACCAAGAUGACUUAAUGACUGAAGAUAUAUUCAUUCUCGAUUGCCAUUCGGACAUUUAUGUAUGGGUUGGUCAACAGGUCGAUUCGAAGAAUAAGUUGAAUGCAUUAAAUUUGGGGGAGGAAUUUCUGGAGCGCGAUUUUCUUUUGUCGAAAUUAUCCAAGGAAGCACCAAUAUAUGUUAUUAUGGAAGGGAACGAACCGGCAUUUUUCACGCGUUUUUUCACUUGGGACCCCACCAAAUCUUCAAUUCAUGGUAACUCUUUCGAAAGAAAACUUGCCGUUCUCAAACAUGGAGGCACAUCAAUGUUGGAUAAACCGAGAAGGCGACCUGUGAUAUUUAGCGGGAGAUCGGCCGCGCCUGAAAAAUCCCAACGUUCGAGAAGCGUAACAUUUAGCCCCGAACGAGCUCGUGUGAGAGGAAGAUCUCCUGCUUUCAACGCUCUAGCCUCGACUUUUGAGAACCCAAACUCGAGAAACUUGUCGACUCCUCCUCCAAUGGUGAAAAAGCUUUACCCAAGAUCGAGUUCGCCGGAUUCCGUAAACCCACCUUCGAAAUCGGCUGCCAUAGCCGCACUAAGUGUUGGCUUUCAACAGCCGGGCCCCGCCAGGCAAUUCGUCAUCCCUCGUUCUAUUAGAGCGGGCAAUGAGGUACCGAAACCAAGAUUCGAGGGGAAAAUGUCUCGUGAAAACUCGGUGGAGCAAUUGAAAUCCAUGCCGGAGACCAUACAAGAAGACAUGAAGGAAGAUGAAGUUGAAGAUGACGAAGGACUUCCGAUAUAUCCAUUUGAACGCCUCAUCACAUCAUCAACCGAUCCCAUUGAGGAUAUUGAUGUGACUAAGCGAGAGACUUAUUUGUCCGUGGAUGAGUUUAAAGAGAAAUUUGGGAUGACUAAGAGUGCUUUCAACAAGCUACCCAAAUGGAAGCAGAAUAAGAUGAAAAUUUCGCUUCAAUUGUUCUAA
Messenger RNA from Striga hermonthica, 2868 nucleotides. The record is from the annotation of a GenBank genome assembly. Lineage: Eukaryota; Viridiplantae; Streptophyta; Magnoliopsida; Lamiales; Orobanchaceae.